Messenger RNA from Sapajus apella (tufted capuchin), 3880 nucleotides. It is a transcript of the gene RABGEF1, whose product is annotated as RAB guanine nucleotide exchange factor 1. Lineage: Eukaryota; Metazoa; Chordata; Mammalia; Primates; Cebidae. Gene Ontology annotation, cellular component: endocytic vesicle; cytosol. Gene Ontology annotation, biological process: vesicle-mediated transport. The transcript is spliced from 10 exons. Gene Ontology annotation, molecular function: small GTPase binding; zinc ion binding; guanyl-nucleotide exchange factor activity. The coding region runs from base 205 to 1683 and encodes 492 amino acids. The record is from RefSeq and is a predicted model, not a curated record.
UGGCGGUGCCGGGGGCGGGGCGAGCGGGAGGGUGGGUGUGAGGCGGGAGCGGCCCCGGGAUUCCAGACCUGCCUGAGAGACGCUGGGCGAGCGGUGGUGUGGACGCCGGCGGAGCCGCGGGCGAGGGCUGCUGUAAAAUAUUACAGGCAUACUUUGGAGACAUUAUGAGUUUGGUUCUACAUCACUGCAGUAAACAGGAAGAAGAUGAGCCUUAAGUCUGAACGCCGAGGAAUUCAUGUGGAUCAGUCAGAGCUCCUGUGCAAGAAAGGAUGUGGUUACUACGGCAACCCUGCCUGGCAGGGUUUCUGCUCCAAAUGCUGGAGGGAAGAGUACCACAAAGCCAGGCAGAAGCAGAUUCAGGAGGACUGGGAGCUGGCGGAGCGACUCCAACGGGAGGAGGAGGAGGCCUUUGCCAGCAGUCAGAGCAGCCAAGGAGCCCAGUCCCUCACGUUCUCCAAGUUUGAAGAAAAGAAAACCAAUGAGAAGACCCGCAAGGUUACCACAGUGAAGAAAUUCUUCAGUGCGUCUUCCAGGGUCGGAUCAAAGAAGGCAGAAAUUCAGGAAGCAAAAGCUCCCAGUCCUUCCAUAAACCGGCAAACCAGCAUUGAAACGGAUAGAGUGUCUAAGGAGUUCAUAGAAUUUCUCAAGACCUUCCACAAGACAGGCCAAGAAAUCUAUAAACAGACCAAGCUGUUUUUGGAAGGAAUGCAUUACAAAAGGGACCUAAGCAUUGAAGAACAGUCAGAGUGUGCUCAGGAUUUCUACCACAGUGUGGCUGAAAGGAUGCAGACUCGCGGAAAAGUGCCUCCAGAAAGGGUUGAGAAGAUAAUGGAUCAGAUUGAAAAGUACAUCAUGACUCGUCUCUAUAAAUAUGUGUUCUGUCCAGAAACUACUGAUGAUGAGAAGAAAGAUCUUGCCAUUCAAAAGAGGAUAAGAGCCCUGCGCUGGGUUACACCUCAGAUGCUGUGUGUCCCUGUGAAUGAAGACGUUCCAGAAGUAUCUGAUAUGGUGGUAAAGGCAAUCACAGAUAUCAUCGAAAUGGAUUCCAAGCGUGUGCCUCGAGAUAAGUUGGCCUGUAUCACCAAGUGCAGCAAGCACAUCUUCAAUGCCAUUAAGAUCACCAAGAACGAGCCAGCAUCGGCGGAUGACUUCCUCCCCACCCUCAUCUACAUCGUUCUGAAGGGCAACCCCCCACGCCUUCAGUCCAAUAUCCAGUAUAUCACGCGCUUCUGCAAUCCAAGCCGGCUGAUGACUGGAGAGGAUGGCUACUAUUUCACCAAUCUGUGCUGUGCUGUGGCUUUUAUUGAGAAGUUAGAUGCCCAGUCUUUGAAUUUAAGUCAGGAGGAUUUUGAUCGCUAUAUGUCUGGCCAGACCUCUCCCAGGAAGCAAGAAGCUGAGAGUUGGUCUCCUGAUGCUUGCUUAGGUGUCAAGCAAAUGUACAAGAACUUGGAUCUCCUGUCUCAGUUGAAUGAACGACAAGAAAGGAUCAUGAAUGAAGCCAAGAAACUUGAAAAAGACCUAAUAGAUUGGACAGAUGGAAUUGCAAGGGAAGUUCAAGACAUUGUUGAGAAAUACCCGCUGGAAAUAAAGCCUCCGAAUCAACCAUUAGCUGCUAUUGACUCUGAAAACGUUGAAAAUGAUAAACUUCCUCCACCACUGCAACCUCAAGUUUAUGCGGGAUGAUCACAAUUUACGUGGAGAGUAUUUAUUUGAGCCUAAAUUGUAGGUAGCCCUUACUACUUUCAGCUGAUUGGGAUCUAGAAUAUAACUAAAUUGCUUAUAAAUAUCAGAGCAUUUUUAAAGGUACAGUGGAUGGGGAUUGCUUUUAUUGUUUUUCCUAGCAGGGGAAGCUUAGUUAAUAAUAAAAUACUAUUUAUUUGAGUUACUGAUACAGAUUCACAUAAGACUUGUGUGCAAAUUUUGUCUCAAUCUUUUUUUCCCCUCCAUGAUUUUCCUAUAUGCUUCCUCUGUGGUUUGGUUUUGGUAAAUAAUUGCCUUUUAAAGUAUAAAACAAAUGAAUGCUACAAAGUGUAUGUUUAAGGAAAUUCAAUGGUACCACUCUUCCACAGUUUGAAAUAAUUUUAUAAUUGUAAAGAUAGAAAUUAUAUUGAUAAUAUGUAAAAUUGUAAAUAUGUUAAAAAAAAAAAACAAGGAAUGGUGUCUGCUGUGCAUGGCAUUUUAUAUGUUAAUUUUUUAGUUUAAAAUGAAGUAUAUUGAAUGUUUGCCUUUAGCACCAUUUUAUUUGGUUUGUCCCACUAAAAUGACUCGAGAAGUGUUUAAACAAACUUUCCUGAAGAUGUGCACUCCAUCUUUAACAACAUGUUAGCCCUAACUUUGAGGUUCUAUAUCGUCAGAGACUAUGACACCACUAAGUUUCAGAAUAAAUUUUAGGCCACAUAAAAUAGUUGUUUCAUGUAGUCGAUAGGAGACUUUAAACCAUGGUUUUAGCUUAUUUUCCCCUUAUUCAUUCAGCAAAUCUCUAUUGGAUUGUUUGGUGUGAAGGAGCAGGCCCUGGGUCUGGAAUGGAAGGCAGGAAUUAACAGGCCACUGAUGGUGGUAGGUGACGGGUCCCUUAGCUAUAAGAUGCAGGGGGCGUCUUGCAGCCUCCACAAUGUACUUUUGACUUUAUGGGCAGGCCAGAUACGUUUUCUGAUCCUCUUUCAGGACAUUUCAACCUCAGGACUGUUAACAUUAGUGGCCUGAGAGGUGUUUGUUGUGAGGGUCCACCCUGUGCAUGGUAGAAUGUUCAGCAGCAUUCCUGCUCACCAUACCUGCUAGACGCCAGUAGCACCCCACAGAGCUGUGAAAAAUUCUCUCCAGACAGUCAGAUGUCUCCUGGGGCCAUAUCUCCCCCCACCCCCGCUCCCGUAAGAACCACUGAUGUGUUGUACAAACCAGGAGGUACCCUCCUGGUGGUUAAUACGGUGUAACCAAAGAAUCUUGCACUCAAUGCACAGUGUGAUGUUAACUAAAUGAGUAAAAUAGGAGGCUGGACAGCUACCUGCGUUGUAGAACCUCUUCUCAUGGCAGUGGAACCUUCCAUAACCUACAUGUACCACUGAUGAUUUUUCUUCCACUCAGUGACUUCCACAGAUUGUGCAAGUAUACUUGUGAAAUCGUGCAUGAGGGAGGCCCCAGGGCACUGUUUUCGGGAACAGCAUCACUUCACACAAGCAGCUGGGAAGGAUUCUCUUGCUUUUCCAUUAUCUUCCUAAGAAUGGAGCCCAAAAUUGCAGAGCAGUAAUUUUGGAAUAAAAUCAAGAUGGAUAUAAAACUUCUUAUUCUUAAAUUUACAUGUAAGAUCUAUGAAGCCUGACACAUCUGUGUCAUCAUGCACUGAAGACGGGAAGCAGUUCACUGAGUCAGCUGGUUCGCAGGCUUGCAUAGAAGGUGAUGAGUUACUACCAAAAGCCAGUGAGAAUCUUCUCAUAGAAUAACCUGGGUCCAAGUGAUGUUAGUAGAAAAGUUCCUUGUCUUUGUUUUAAUUUUCUAUGUGCUUUUUAGGUGCGAAUCCAGAUAUGUAGUCUUAAUUCCCCUGGAAAAUACACAGUUCUUUUAGUUAUUGUACAUUCUGUUUGUUAAAUAAACUGCAAAUCAACUUCCCACAAAAGCUGACUUCUUUGGGUCUCUUAACAUAUCUUUAAAGUAGAUCAUUGAAUUGAUUUUUUGGUAGUAUCUCAUAUUGGUCAAAUUCUUCAGGUAUGGACUCUCGCCUUAUAGGCUUCUGUUUCUCUUAAGUCAGCAUCAAUACAAUGGCCAGAGUUUCUGUUUUUGCAACAAGAAGGUGUUGGUAUUUUAUGUAUGGUAAAUGUGAUUGGAAUAAACCUUUGGACAGAAGUCUUUAUCAAUAAAGUUUCGCAAUCCAUCCCUCUUCCAAAAA